AUGGACAGGCGUCGGCGCCCCAGAAGCCCCAGUGAGCCCCAGACAGAACGGAAGGCCACCAACGCGGCACAGAGCAGGUGGGCCGCCACCCAGCGGAACCCAGCAAGCUGUCGGUGGACAGAGCAGCAGCCCAGGACAGGGUCACAAGCAGCCGCAGUGCACCCAGCUUGGCGUCCUGAUCCGCCAGUGGCCCUGGACCCGACCCAGGGCCAGCAGAUUCCCGGCGCCCCCGGCAUGAUCGUCGUGGUCUUGGAACCAGGAACAGACCUGGAGCUGCGCCUGGGCGACGAGGUGCUGGUCCUGGCCCCGCAGGCAGCCCUGCAGCUCACGCUCCCCGACCUGCUGGUCGUCGUGGUCCCCGCGCAGCUGCUGAGGUCGCCCGAGGGGCUCUGCUUCCCCGCCCACGCCCGUUGGCUCCACCCCGCGGACCCCGACGCCACGUGGCAAAUCCACCUGGGAGACGGAUGCGUUGCGGCCCGGAGCACAGGGCGCCAGAGAACUCCACGGGCGCCCCGCGACCCGCGCUGUAGCCCCCCUUGCCCGCGCACCCUCCUCCUGAAGCCCCUCUGCAGGGCCGCGGGCCCCCGGCGCGCCUCCCCUGUGCAUGGGCCCCGCCUGGGGAGGCGCCCGCUGCCCGCCGACUUCAGCCUGGACCUCGGCGGUCCGGGGCCCUGGCCCAGCUCGGCGCUCAGGCCCCUGCCUCCCUCCCCCAGCCCGGGGCCCAGGCUCUGCCACGCGGCGCGGCGCAGGCCCCCCUGCAAGGCCCGCAGACGGCUCUUCUGA
Molecule: messenger RNA, 783 nt
Organism: Manis javanica (Malayan pangolin)
Lineage: Eukaryota; Metazoa; Chordata; Mammalia; Pholidota; Manidae
Product: proline-rich protein 23D1-like
Source: RefSeq, a predicted model, not a curated record